This is a messenger RNA of Aspergillus campestris IBT 28561, 1293 nucleotides long. RefSeq names its product URC4/urg3 family protein. The record is from RefSeq and is a predicted model, not a curated record. The transcript has 4 exons. NCBI's taxonomy places the organism in Eukaryota, Fungi, Ascomycota, Eurotiomycetes, Eurotiales, Aspergillaceae. The coding region runs from base 1 to 1293 and encodes 430 amino acids.
AUGACCGAUAUCCAGUAUCUGAAAAGCCUCCAGGCCGUCCGCGACAGGGCCCACCAAGUCCUCGGAGCAGCGCAGAGUGGAGACCUGUCCCACUUUGACUAUCACCCAACGCGCAUGGCCUCGACAGCGGAAUACGUUGCUGAUAUCAUUACGCGGGACUAUGGCCCAGACAGAUACGAUCAAAUCCCUCCUCACGGACGAUGGCAGCACUUCGACAUCGGAGGCGUCCCGCGCAUUGAUCGUCUCACCAAGCAGUGGGAGCUAGACGGGUGCGAUAAGCGUGAGAUUGCGCGCCGCCUGGUUGAUCUCUUCUUCUUUUCCGUGCUGGUGGACGCGGGCGCCGGUGACGUCUGGCGCUUCACGGAGCCUGAUACGGGACAUGCUAUUGGUCGGAGCGAGGGUAUUGCUGUUGCUUCCUUGUACAUGUUCACUUCGGGUGCGCUGUCGAGCCAGACGGGCGGGGGUGCCGAUAUCUUAGGACAUGCCCUCGCCGCUCUGGAUAGUAGCGUCUUCCAGACGCACUUCCAGAUUGACAGCAAUAACCCCAUGGUGGGAGACCAGUCGCGCGUGAACCUCCUCAACAACAUCGGGCAAUCGCUCCUCCGCAUGCCCAAAGUCUUUGGCCCGGACGGACGCCCUGGUCAGCUCGUUGACUACAUGCUCUCGCAGAAGAAAGAAUCCGAGUCCCUAGACUUCACCACCCUCUGGACAACACUGCAAGACCUACUCCUCCCCGCAUGGCCCAAAGACCGCACCCACAUCGCAGGGACACCCCUCGGCGACGCCUGGCCCCUGCAGACUUUGGCCCGCCUGAACGCCAACGAAGACACCCCCAACAACACACAGCACAUCCAGCCCUUCCACAAACUAACACAGUGGCUCGCCUACUCGCUGACCGUGCCGUUCGUGCGCGUCUUAGACCUACACUGGGCAAACGACGACCAAGGCACGGGUCUACCCGAGUACCGCAACGGCGGGCUGUUCAUAGACCUAGGCGUCCUCACGCUGAAAGACGAGGACCUCCGACGCGGUCGUGAGGCGUCCGGACAGGAUAUCCCUGCGUUUGGGGCUAGCAGCGAUGUAAUUGUUGAGUGGCGCGCUAUGACGGUGGCGCUGUUAGAUGAGUUGCAUAAGCUUGUUGCGGAGCGUCUUGCUCAGAAGGGGGUGCGGCUUAGUCUGGCGCAGAUGUUGGAGGCGGGGAGCUGGAAGGGGGGGAGGGAGCAGGCUGCUAAGUUGAGGCCUGAGACACGGUCGGGUCCGUUUAUCAUACAGGGGGAUGGGACGUUGUUUUGA